AUGCCUGGAGUGCACACACCUUAUGGGAUGAAUGGAUUUCCUUUAGAGACCACUGGUCCACAGGACAAUCUCUCAAACAGAUCCAGUCUUCCUCUCUCCCUUCCCCCCUUUCCCACGUCGUCGCCGCCGCCGGGUCCGGGGCAACGAGCAGAGGCGCCGCCCGCCGGGAAUGUGAGCGAGGAGUCGCCGGCGGAGCCGCAACGGGGCCUAGAGGCGCCGCCGCCGCGGAACCGGAGGGACGCCGCGCCGGACAGCCGUCGCCCCGGGCUCCCUGCCGCUGCCUCGACCUCCCCCUGCACGGCCCGGCCCUACUGCUCGCCCCCGCUGCGGUCCCUUCGCCCGGCUCCCGCCUCUCGAAACCACAGAUCAUCUUCGGAUUCUUCCCCAGAAGCUUCAAGGGCUAUGUCCUCAGCACCAACUACUCCUCCAUCAGUGGAUAAAGUAGACGGAUUUUCUCGGAAGUCCGUCAGAAAAGCCAGACAGAAGAGGUCGCAAAGUUCCUCACAGUUUAGGUCUCAAGGCAAACCUAUUGAGUUAACACCUUUGCCGCUGCUAAAAGACGUUCCAUCCUCAGAGCAGCCUGAACUGUUCCUAAAGAAACUUCAGCAGUGCUGUGUCAUUUUUGACUUCAUGGACACGCUAUCUGAUCUUAAAAUGAAAGAAUACAAGCGCUCCACUCUUAAUGAACUGGUGGACUACAUUUCAAUAAGCAGAGGCUGUUUGACAGAGCAGACUUACCCUGAAGUAGUUAGAAUGGUAUCUUGCAAUAUAUUCAGAACUCUCCCUCCUAGUGACAGCAAUGAAUUUGAUCCAGAAGAAGAUGAACCUACCCUUGAAGCAUCAUGGCCACACUUACAGCUUGUAUAUGAAUUUUUCAUACGGUUUUUGGAAAGCCAAGAAUUCCAACCCAGCAUUGCCAAAAAAUACAUAGAUCAGAAAUUUGUAUUACAGGUGGCAGAAAGGGCACUCUAUUAUUGGAAUAAUGAAUAUAUCAUGAGUUUGAUAGAAGAAAACUCUAACGUCAUCCUCCCCAUCAUGUUUUCCAGUCUUUAUAGGAUUUCGAAAGAACAUUGGAAUCCGGCUAUCGUGGCGUUAGUGUACAAUGUGUUGAAGGCAUUUAUGGAAAUGAACAGCACCAUGUUUGAUGAGCUGACAGCCACAUACAAGUCAGAUCGUCAGCGGUAA
This is a messenger RNA of Chrysochloris asiatica (Cape golden mole), 1185 nucleotides long. It is a transcript of the gene PPP2R5E, whose product is annotated as protein phosphatase 2, regulatory subunit B', epsilon isoform. Gene Ontology annotation, cellular component: protein phosphatase type 2A complex; nucleus; cytosol. Lineage: Eukaryota; Metazoa; Chordata; Mammalia; Afrosoricida; Chrysochloridae. Gene Ontology annotation, biological process: protein dephosphorylation; signal transduction. The coding region runs from base 1 to 1185 and encodes 394 amino acids. The transcript is spliced from 9 exons. The record is from RefSeq and is a predicted model, not a curated record. Gene Ontology annotation, molecular function: protein phosphatase activator activity.